CUGUCAAUACUCUGCCAGAUACUAGCUUGGCAGUGGCACGCGGACUCUCCACGGUAUCCUACGCUCCCCAAUUAGUAUACAAAUAUUUUUUCAAACAUCAUCGAGCGAGCAAACGUAAAGUGUAAUUAAAUUGCGAGGUGGAAUGAAGUGAUGUAAAAUGUCCGAGGACGAAUGCUAGGCUAUUUCGAGGAGGAGGAAGACGGUGGUGGCGACGAGGACGACGAAGGUCGGGGUGGCGCGGCCGAGAUGGUGGGCUCGUGGAGCACGACAAAGAUCGAGCUUGUGACCGUGAGGAAGGCCGCGGCGAGUGGUAGAACCGCCUCGGCGAGCCUGGGCAGUGGUGCUGCUUCGGGUAAAGAGGAGUCUGUCAAAUUCGUCGAGCAGUACGCCAAGAGCGUCGUCGACUUCAGCUCGCAGUAUGGGAGCCCUAAGAGCCUCUGUUACACGGCUUACAACAUCGUUGGUUCUCCGAGCAAGUUUCCCGAUUACGGGGACUUUCCCGAGUCCUUUGUCAUGAGAACUUAUGGCAGAUGGUGGGACGAAGCACCUUCAAAAUCAUUAGAUUACAUGCCUCAGAACAAUGGUCCCAUAGUUAGUCAUGAUUACAUAGUUUUAGAAUAUGACCUUGAAGUUUACCCGCUAAGAAUAUCGAUUUACGAGAUUUACAACCCAGGCAGCGUCAUAGCAAUAUGGGCUAAAGAUGAGACUGGUCAAUGGUUGAAACUGUGGAAUGGUCCUCCACAAAUAGUGCCACAUAAGCCACGAAUAUUUUCGCCUCCGUUACAGAGGUGUAAUUUUAAAACGUGUUCAUUAAGGCUGGAGUUCAAUCAUAGCUUGCUAGAUUAUUAUACUCAACUGGAUGCUGUACUGUUAAUUGGAACGUCUCAACAGCUGAUACCCAAUGCAGGAUUUCACGCGCGAAACUUAAGUAGUUUAUUAAGGGAACUUGGAGAGGUGGAUUACAGUAGCUCAGACUGUUAUAACUUAACUCCUAAUUAUGCUAAAGUUAACGAUGAUUUAAAAACGCUAAAGAGCUUGUUGCAUAAGAAUUGUGUUCUGCAUAAAAGUAAAUAUAUUGAUAAAGUUCCUAUUGUCAAAUUAAAGGCAAAACUAAGUUUCCACCGUCAUUACAUUCCACCGAUCGAAGAAGCGUUUAAUAGUUUACAAAAAUUUUUACAAGAAGACUUUCCAAAACUCAUCAGAGAAAUCAAUAUCUCGUCAUCCAUAACGUUGUCAGAGUCGGAGUCGGAAGUAACGGAAGUAAAUGUUAGUAAAGACACCAGCUAUUCUUACUUUUCUUCUCUACCUGAUGAAAUCGUGGUAAAAAUUUUUAAAUAUUUAGACCUGAGGUCUUUAUGCCGAUGUAGCCAAGUCAAUAGACAAUUCAAUACAAUCGCUGUUGAUGCUUCCUUGUAUAAAAGGCUCAACUUCAAACCAUACUGGCACCUUAUAAACGCAACUGUUUUAGACAGUUUUAUCACAAAAUGUCAGUAUCUUCAGCGGCUCGAUGUAUCUUGGUGCGGAAACAUUCAACCAAAAGAUUUCAUCAACUUCUUGAAAGCCACUGGCAGCUCAUUAUCACAUCUAAGGCUUAAUUGUUGUAGCUUUGUUAAUAAUGAUGUCAUGCAGGAAAUUUCUAUUACGUGCACAAAUUUAAAGGAAUUAGGACUGAGGAGUUGUAAUUUUAUACACGACUUUGGUUUUGUAUGUUUAAAAAACUUGAAAAACCUUGAAGUACUUGACUUGUACAAAACUAACAUCAAUAGCGAAACAUUGUGCAAGAUACUUCGUGAAAAUACGCAUCUUCGGCAUUUAAAUUUGGCAUGCUGUGACGACUAUCCGUUACUUAUGGAUGAGGUGGCUGAGGAGUUGGCCAUUUCUUGUACGAUAUUGGAAAGCAUAGACAUGUGGAAGUCCCCGACUCUUACAGUUAGAGGUAUUAGAGCCCUGUCAAACUGCAGUAAUCUUAGAGAAAUCGAUUUUGGGUGGUGCAGCGGAAUUGGUGCACCAGGGGACUCCUUACGAGUACUUUUCAAUUCGUGCAGAAAUUUAGAAAAAGUAUUUUUAUCGGCGUUUCGUGGAUUGACCGAUCGCGACCUCGAACCGUUGCUCCUGUGUCGCAACUUGAAGCAAUUAGAUUUACUUGGAGCCAAUUCGCUUAGUCCAGAAAUAUGUGCAAGUCUACUUAGCUGUCUACCACUACGUAUGUUAGACUUGAGUUUUUGUGAUGGAAUAAGCGAUGUUAAGAUUCAAGAGUGGAGACAAAAUUAUCCUCACGUGUCGAUAAAACGAAGCUCUCAAGUAUGAAGGGCUGAACGGAGAUUUAGAUGUUAGAUAAUUUAGGAUAUUUUGAAGUCAUCAGAGUUUUGGUGUUUAAAGUGUUAAGUAUUGUAAAAUUUAAUUUAAAAAAUGGUUGUAAUAAUUUGUGAUGUGAUUUUUUCUUUUUAAGUGUGAAAAAACAUGUGAAAAUCCGGUGGUUAAAAUAUGAUGUUUGUGUGAUUUUACGAUUGAAUUGUACACUUAAUUCUUAGUUUAAUUUUGAUAGACACCUUAGUUACUCGAGGCUAUAAUUAAUUUUUUUCAAGAAUCAAAUAACGUGCUUUUCUCAAAGACUGCAGCUAGACUAAGGUGCAACUAUUUUUGUAUUAUUUUAAGGAAACAAAUGUCCCCAGUGUAUUUAUUAUUUACAAACUUUCUGAGUCUUAGGAAGUAAUAAGAAAUUUUUUUACAAACUUUUUAACGUGUUUUGUAAUAAACUAAAGUAACAAAU
This is a messenger RNA of Copidosoma floridanum, 2770 nucleotides long. RefSeq names its product F box and leucine-rich-repeat gene 4 (gene Fbxl4). The record is from RefSeq and is a predicted model, not a curated record. Lineage: Eukaryota; Metazoa; Arthropoda; Insecta; Hymenoptera; Encyrtidae. Gene Ontology annotation, biological process: SCF-dependent proteasomal ubiquitin-dependent protein catabolic process. Gene Ontology annotation, cellular component: SCF ubiquitin ligase complex. Gene Ontology annotation, molecular function: protein binding.